Messenger RNA from Amphimedon queenslandica, 1079 nucleotides. RefSeq names its product ATPase asna1-like. Gene Ontology annotation, biological process: tail-anchored membrane protein insertion into ER membrane. Gene Ontology annotation, cellular component: GET complex. Gene Ontology annotation, molecular function: ATP binding; ATP hydrolysis activity. The transcript has 9 exons. Lineage: Eukaryota; Metazoa; Porifera; Demospongiae; Haplosclerida; Niphatidae. Bases 15 to 1019 code for a protein of 334 amino acids. The record is from RefSeq and is a predicted model, not a curated record.
UCCCCUCAUUCAAAAUGGCUACAUGUUCAGAGUCUUUUGUCGGAGAAGAGCUGGAGCCUACUCUCUCUAAUGUACUGGAGCAGUCUUCAUUGAAAUGGAUAUUUGUGGGUGGCAAAGGAGGCGUUGGGAAAACGACGUGUAGUUGUAGUUUGGCAGUCCUGCUCUCAAGAAUAAGAGAGAGUGUCCUCCUAAUAUCGACUGAUCCUGCUCAUAAUCUCUCGGACGCUUUUGAUCAAAAAUUCUCGAAAUUCCCAACUCAAGUUCAAGGCUACCGGAACCUCUUUGCAAUGGAAAUUGAUCCUGAAGUGAUGGAUAAGAAUGAGAUUGAAGAUGGAAUAAGUCAAGCUGAAGGUGGUAUAACUGGUUUAGCAAAAGAGCUACUGGAGGAUCUGGCUGGCUCUUUGCCAGGAAUUGAUGAGGCUAAGAGUUUUAUACAAGUCAUGAGUCUUGUGAAGGAGCUACGAUUUUCUGUCGUUGUUUUCGACACUGCACCCACUGGCCAUACACUCAGAUUUCUCUCAAUGCCACAGAUGUUUGAGAAAGGUGUCGCCAAAAUAGGAGAGAUUAAAUCGAGUUUUGGACCAAUCAUAAAUCAGUUGAUCCCUGCUAUGGGAAUGGGUGACUCUGAGAGCGUUCAGAGCCGAUUAUCAGAGCAGCUACCAGUAAUACAACAGAUUAACAAAGAAUUCCGAGAUGCAGAGAAGGCAACAUUUGUGUGCGUGUGCAUUCCGGAGUUUCUCUCGGUCUAUGAGACGGAGAGACUCAUACAGGAGCUAACUAAAAUGGACAUUGACGUACACAAUGUUGUAGUGAACCAAGUACUCAUUCCAGACAGAAACGAGAGAGGUGAUAUUGUGUGUAGGAUGUGUGCUGCAAGACAUAAAGUACAGAGCACCUACCUUGAACAAAUUCAUGAAUUGUAUGAGGAUUUUCACAUCGUUGAAUGUCCACUGCUUGAAGGAGAAGUACGAGGUAAAGAAAAACUGGAGGUUUUCAGCAAAUUACUAGUCAAAAAAUAAUUCUACAAACACGACAGAGAAAUGAUUAUUAUUCACAAAAAUAAUAAUAAUAAUAAUAAU